Molecule: messenger RNA, 645 nt
Organism: Aspergillus eucalypticola CBS 122712
Lineage: Eukaryota; Fungi; Ascomycota; Eurotiomycetes; Eurotiales; Aspergillaceae
Product: putative transcription regulator BDF1
Exons: 1
Coding region: 108-539 (143 amino acids)
Source: RefSeq, a predicted model, not a curated record
CUUUCCGAUUCCAGUGACCAGCUCCUGCGACCAGAAUCGCUGCCUGUUAGAUUCUUUUGUACCCCCGGUCCCGUCGGAGGACAUAAUCGAAAAUUCAGCGACCUCAAAUGGCGACGCCGCCUCCCGAGGCUCCCUCUGCGAUCAAAGAGGAGAAGCCUCAAUUGCCGCCGUCGCCCAAUGGAGUUUCGCCUGCUGAUACUGGUCGCACAGGGUAUGCUCCGUUACUUUUCGCGUUUUGUGUCUACGAUGUCUGUUUACUAAUGUCCUCGCAGAGUCCAAGAUGCUGUAGCCAACGCCAAAUCAGACGCGCCUGUCAACGGUGCAGAGAAGCCGACAGAGGAGAACAAGCCUGCCAAGGCAAACGGAUCGACUGCCGAGUCUACCUCCAACACAAACGGCGUAGCCGCGACCGCCUCUCCGCCCAAGAGUCCAUCCUUACCGACCGCAGAAACUUCCGCACAACCAGCCGUCGCGUCCGAAGAAGCCAAACCUUCAAAUGUGGAUUCCGCUGCGACUGGGGAGAAGAAGGAAACCGCUAGUGAAAAGACGUCUGCGGCUGCACAGGCUAGUGGCGACGGUGCGAGUGGCGCCGAGUCUAAAGAUACACAGGCGCUUCAGGAUGCAUCAAAGCCAUCAACUGAUGCG